Halteromyces radiatus is the source of this 1306-nucleotide messenger RNA. RefSeq lists its product as uncharacterized. Lineage: Eukaryota; Fungi; Mucoromycota; Mucoromycetes; Mucorales; Cunninghamellaceae. Gene Ontology annotation, cellular component: intracellular membrane-bounded organelle; cytosol; membrane. The transcript is spliced from 7 exons. Gene Ontology annotation, molecular function: sterol binding. The annotation marks the transcript as partial. The record is from RefSeq and is a predicted model, not a curated record.
UUUUUUACUUCUUCUUUUUUCUUUCUUUUCUUUUUUUUUUUUAUCUUUUAUUAUUCCGACUUUUAUCAUGCUUGACAAGGACCCAAAUACUACAGCCGAAUCUGAUCCUGACUGCACUGAAGUCUUGGAAGAAAACUCAAAAAGUAUUCUACUUGGUAUUAUCAGUCAGUUACGUAAAGAAAUGGAUUUACAUAGAGUGACUUUGCCUACCUUUGUUUUGGAACCAAGAAGCAUGCUUGAAAGAAUUACCGACUUUAUGAGUCAUCCUGAACUUCUCUUGGAUGCUAGUGUUAAUCCUGAACCAUUGGAUAGAUUUAUUGGUGUAGUACGAUAUUUUUUAUCUGGUUGGCAUAUCAAACCCAAGGGGGUCAAGAAACCCUACAAUCCGGUAUUAGGUGAAGUGUUCAAAUGCCGCUGGAAAUACAACAACAAUACAAAUGGUUAUUAUAUUGCUGAACAAGUCUCUCAUCAUCCUCCAAAAAGUGCCUAUUAUUUUGCUAAUCCAGAAGCAGGUAUCUAUAUUCAAGGUGAAAUCAUUCCAAAGGCCAAAUUCCUAGGAAAUAGUGCUGCUACCAUGAUGGAGGGGGAAUCACAUAUCUUAUUCAGUUAUCAUCACAAUGAAAGAUACGAUAUUACUAUGCCCAAUGUCUAUGCAAAGGGAAUUCUAUUUGGCAAAAUGGUUUUGGAAUUAGGUGAUAAAUGUAAAGUAAGAUGCAAAAGUAGUGAUCUUAUCUGCGAACUGGAUUUCAAAACAAAGGGCUUUUUUUCCGGUCGUUAUAACUCGGUCGUUGGAAAAAUUAAAAAGGAAUCUACCAAUAAAGUGCUUUAUGAAAUACACGGUCAGUGGUCAAGCCAAAUUUAUAUCAAGUCUCCUAGCAAGAAUGGUGACAAGUCUAUUUUAUUCGAUGCAACAACAGCAUCUAUUUUUCCCAAAUUAGUGCAAGCGGAAGCGGAUCAAGAUCCAUUAGAAUCUAGACGAUUGUGGAGUCAAGUCACGGCAGCCAUCAAACGCAAUGACAUGGAUGAAGCAACGAAGCAAAAAUCAAUCAUUGAAGAUGAACAACGCAAAGCAGCAAAAGAACGUCAGGAUACUAAUAUGAAGUGGACACCACGCUAUUUCGCUAAAGAAACCAAGGAUGAUGAUCAAUAUGGAUUUAAAGGUCACUCCAAAAUCAAUUCAAAUGAUCCUACAGAUGCUAUGGCCAAGUUGGAAUCAAGUAUUUUUUCCAAUGAUGUAUCAUCAUCCAAAUUACUUUUUCUUGAUAAAGCAACAACAGCAACAACAUCAACAUUACCUACCUCCAAU